AUGCUGCAGUCAGUUUGUAGUUUCAUUCUCCUGUGGUCUGCUGGCGCCAGAUGCUGGUGUGGAGAUGGUUCCUGCACCGCUGUUUGCACAGGCAAGGUGCACAACUAUGACAUGCCGGAUGGCUUCUGCAGCUAUACGCAGCUACAUCCGAGGCUGACGGACCAAGACAAGUGCUGCGCUUGUCCAGAUUGGGGCUGUGCACAGACAUGGAUGAGUGGGGAUACCGGAAAUUGUGAUGGAGGUCUGGAGGGCACCUGUGACGUGAGUUUGUGUGGUCAGACUGCGCAGGUGUGCGAGUGCUGGGCGCGACUUCUUGACGGCUUCAGCUGCAGCCAAAAGUCGGCGCAGGUGGAGGAGGGCCUAAGCUAUGCUUCGAAGUCACACCGGGCGCUGCAGCGAGUGGUGCAGAAGUAUGGGCUCCAUUACAGGGAAGGCCGGACCAUCAAUUUGCCCUAUUGUGAAGUUUCACUCGUCUCACUCCCCGUCUUUCUGCAGCCCGUGGACGCCGACUAG
Symbiodinium natans is the source of this 513-nucleotide messenger RNA. NCBI's taxonomy places the organism in Eukaryota, Dinophyceae, Suessiales, Symbiodiniaceae. The record is from the annotation of a GenBank genome assembly.